GUUUCGUUCACAUUUCUAUCCUCGCCUCAGACUUUGACAUGCAUUUCUUAGAUUUACCUCUGGAUAUCCUUCCAUUAAUUCUCUCUCACCUUCAGAAUACCCAUCAUUUGGCUCUCACAUGCUGUGUCAACAAGAUCUUCUACCAGUUUGCUGCUCCACGAUUAUAUGAGCGCAUUUCCAUAUAUUCCUGGCAUAAGCACAGGAAGACAAAGGUACUCCAACUUUUUGGUACCCUGUCUCGAUAUCCGCACCUUGCUCGAUAUGUUCGUCGACUCGGUCAGGACGUCUUGCGGUUUGGCCAUGACCUGUCUUACUCCUUGGUAGAGAUUCGCGACUUUCCAAAGGCGCUUCCUCAUGACGGUAUUAAUAUAUUGGAAGUGGUUAUUUCUGCUGUCAGAAACUGUACCAACCUGAGGUCCUGCACCUGGACCCGUGACGGCUCUCUGAGUUCCGAAAUACUGGAGGCUUUCCUUUGCUCCACAGAACUACAUGAGCUGGAAAUAAAUGGUCACAACGAUGGAAAUUAUGAUGCAAGUAUCUUGAGGUCUUUCAGCAAUCUUAGACGGAUAUCCUUGAUUAUGCCCAGCUCAUCUGUUGUUGCCAUGUUGCCAUCGUGGAUGUCCGUUACGGGCAACAGUCUUCACAGUUUGACUUUGAUUUGCAAGUCGUCACCUAUUAUCACAGACACCGUUCUGGAAUCAAUGGCAGCUGAUCUUCAGAGUUUGCAAUACUUCUAUAUCACCGGCUGCCCUAAAGUCUCUCAUCGCGGUAUAUGGUCCAUACUCUCGGUCAAUCCACCCAUACAUGGUCUUGGCCUCGAAGGGUUAUCUUCGAAAUUUAAUAUGCAUGAACUCGCUCGAUUGUGCUCUCAGUCACCGAUUCUUCAUCAACUACGGUCAAUUACUCUUACUAUAAACCGUCAGAUACCUCUACAGACAUGGAUGCAAGAUGUGCUACAGUUACUGGCUUUUUCACCUCUCGAGGUCUUCCAGAUAUACUCCACAGGGGCAUUUUUUGAGUCACCGAUGACUUAUGAUUUUUGGAGGGAGAUAGUAAAUGCGCAUGGGACGCGCUUGACAAGAUUUUCUGUUCAUCGGAUGCUUGUAGGACUUGAACCUAUAGAAGAUAUAUGCCGCAGAUGCCCCAAUCUGGAACAGCUCUUUAUCGUCAUUGAACAAGGGUCAUUGGUUACCCUUCAAUCAUUUCUGCCGAUGGUUCCGAAACUGCAAGCUUUGCAUAUCAAUUAUCCUGUCGAGGCCCAUACGGCAUCAUUGCCUGUCCUCUUACCUUCUGAAGCCCUUCAGAUCGUACAGCACUGCAGCUCAUCAUUAACACAAAUAGGAUGCAAUGCCGAAGUUUGGCAGGUUCGGCGAAGCAUUGAGAUCGAUUCGUCUGGACGCCUGCAUACACGGCGCUUUCUUGCGAAGUACGAAAGUCCUGAUAUUCCCGAGCCCUUCUUAGUUGUUCGCAUAUGAUUCCAACUGUAGUAGAAACCCUGGCUCAUUGACAAUGUUACAAUGAUAACUUAUG
This is a messenger RNA of Guyanagaster necrorhizus, 1530 nucleotides long. RefSeq lists its product as uncharacterized. The transcript has 6 exons. Gene Ontology annotation, molecular function: protein binding. Bases 39 to 1475 code for a protein of 478 amino acids. The record is from RefSeq and is a predicted model, not a curated record. Lineage: Eukaryota; Fungi; Basidiomycota; Agaricomycetes; Agaricales; Physalacriaceae.